Messenger RNA from Grus americana (Whooping crane), 680 nucleotides. RefSeq names its product mitochondrial ribosomal protein S12 (gene MRPS12). Gene Ontology annotation, cellular component: ribosome; small ribosomal subunit. Lineage: Eukaryota; Metazoa; Chordata; Aves; Gruiformes; Gruidae. Bases 111 to 566 code for a protein of 151 amino acids. Gene Ontology annotation, biological process: translation. Gene Ontology annotation, molecular function: structural constituent of ribosome. The transcript is spliced from 3 exons. The record is from RefSeq and is a predicted model, not a curated record.
CCGUCCAAUCAGAGUGCGGCGCGGCGGGAAAAGCGGUAGAAGGGGGCGGCCGUGCGCCAAUAUGGCGGCGGUGUGAGGCCUCGCCGGUCGCGGUGCUGCGGGCCCGUAGGAUGCCGCUCCGCGCUCUGCUGAGGGCCGCGGCCUCCCUGCGCGGCUGCGCUACCGGAGCUCUCCCGCCCGCCGCCGUGCCCGGGAGGCGGCCGGUGCCGCUGUACCCGCAGCAGACCGGCGGUAUGGCCACCCUGAACCAGAUGCACCGACAGGGCCGAACCAAGCCACCCCCUCCUAAACUGGGGGCUACCUUCGGCCGCCCCCAGAUCAAAGGGGUGGUGAUCAAGAACUUGAUCCGGAAGCCCAAGAAACCCAACUCAGCCAACCGAAAAUGCGCUCGGGUACGGCUGAGCAACGGGAAGGAGGUGGUGUGCUUCAUCCCCGGGGAAGGCCACAACCUCCAGGAGCACCACGUCGUGCUGGUACAGGGCGGCCGCACCCAGGACUUGCCGGGGGUGAAGCUCACCAUCGUGCGGGGCAAGUACGACUGCGCCCACAUCCAGAAGAAGAAAUGAAGGGAGGGAACGCAGGAACGGCCCCUCUGCGCGGGGGCGCUGUGCCGGUGGGCUCGGGAGGGAGCGUGUUUGUUCCUUCGCUGCACCCAUUAAAGGCUGUCGCCGUGCGGGAAA